This is a messenger RNA of Opisthorchis viverrini, 470 nucleotides long. RefSeq lists its product as hypothetical. Bases 1 to 420 code for a protein of 139 amino acids. The transcript has 3 exons. Lineage: Eukaryota; Metazoa; Platyhelminthes; Trematoda; Opisthorchiida; Opisthorchiidae. The record is from RefSeq and is a predicted model, not a curated record.
AUGUCGGUUGCCAAUGGCGCAUCCAGAACGCGUCAGAAUUUCCAGAAAGUCAUUUCCACCCACACCGUAUAUAUGAAGCGCUGUUCUGGGCGCUCUUUGGAUCUGAAAACAGUGGCUUCCCUGAUAGAACCGGAACAUCUCGAACUUAUGAAGGCGCAAAACGGAGGUCUGCAAACCCUACUGCGUAACCAACACCAAACUUUCCAAGUUACAAAAGGUAGGGUACAACUUCGCUGGUUGCCAGAAAGGAUGGCAAGUAGUGUACACAAUGAAGCGGGCGAGGUUGAACCCAAACGGAAGAAAGCCGCAGCCGAGAAAAUGAAAACCAGACUCUGUUGGAUGCUCCAAAAUCAUCCAGACGGUUGUCCAUACCCUUCGUUUUUGUGUGACUUCGCACAUUUUGAAGGACCUGGCCAAUAAGUCAUAUUUCGCUGUCACAUUGCCUGUACAUAAAACAUUAGUAUUGGCGG